Penicillium samsonianum is the source of this 2142-nucleotide messenger RNA. Its product is annotated as glutamate--tRNA ligase GUS1. Bases 1 to 2142 code for a protein of 713 amino acids. Gene Ontology annotation, molecular function: glutamate-tRNA ligase activity; ATP binding. Gene Ontology annotation, biological process: glutamyl-tRNA aminoacylation; translation. Lineage: Eukaryota; Fungi; Ascomycota; Eurotiomycetes; Eurotiales; Aspergillaceae. The transcript has 3 exons. The record is from RefSeq and is a predicted model, not a curated record. Gene Ontology annotation, cellular component: cytoplasm; methionyl glutamyl tRNA synthetase complex; cytosol.
AUGUCUCAGUACGAGUUGAAAGUGGCCACUCGUGGCAACCACGCGGCGCUCCUGCCCGCGGUUCUCAUCGUCACCUCCAUCAAUGAGGCCCGCCCCACCCCCAUCGUCAACAUCACCUAUGAGGACACUGCUCUUCUCCAGGAUGGGGACAAGGCCAUUGUGCAGCUCACCAGUGGCUCCAACUCUGUCUUUGGUACUGCCAAUGUCAUCCAGGAACUUACUACGCACUUCCCUUUCCUGGCUGGCAAGGAUUCCAAGGUGGAGACCGAGUGGAUCUCUCAGUUGGAUUCACUGACCACCUUGGAUUUCAAAGCCAUCGAUCCCGUCCUCCAGCGCCUUGAUUCUCACCUCCUCAUGCGCUCGUUCGUGGUCGGAUACUCUCUGUCUACCCCCGACAUUGCCCUUUGGGGUGCUCUCCGAGGCAACCGUGUCGCCGCUGCCGCCCUGAAGAAGGGAUCCCUUGUGAACCUAACCCGCUGGUACCGGUUCUUGGAGGAGCUUUGCCCCUGGACUACCGCUGCUGUGGAAUCCAUGAACGCAGUUGCUAAGGAGAAGAAGGUGGCCAAAUCCAAGGAGGGUGCCAGCUACGACAUUGCGCUCAAGAACACCGAGAACGGCGUCGUUACCCGAUUCCCUCCCGAGCCUUCUGGAUACCUCCACAUUGGUCACGCCAAGGCCGCUCUUCUCAACGACUACUUUGCGCACGAGAAGUACAACGGUACUAUGCUUCUCAGAUUCGACGACACCAACCCUUCGAACGAGAAGCAAGAGUUCGAGGAUGCCAUCGUAGAGGACCUUGCGCUCAUGGGCAUUAAGCCCAACAAGAUGACGUACACCAGUGACUACUUCGACGAGUUGUACGACUACUGCAUCAAGAUCAUCAAGCAGGGCGACGCCUACGCCGAUGAUACCGAUAAGGAGACCAUGGCUGCCCAGAGAUGGGACGGCUUGCCUAGCCAGCGUCGCGAUCUUUCCCCCGAGGAGAGCUUGUCUCGUCUGGAGGAGAUGAAGAACAGCACCCCGGAGGGUCUUCGCUGGUGCAUUCGUGCGAAGAUUUCCUUCGACUGCCCUAAUAAGGCUAUGCGUGACCCAGUUAUCUACCGCUGCAACCCAGCACCCCACCACCGCACCGGCACCAAGUGGAAGAUCUACCCGACUUACGACUUUGCCUGCCCUAUUGUUGACUCAAUGGAGGGUGUCACCCAUGCUCUGCGUACUAUUGAGUACCGCGACCGUAACCCCCAGUACCAGUGGAUGCUGGACACUAUGAAGAUGCGCAAUGUGCAGGUGUGGGAUUUCGCCCGCAUGAACUUUGUUCGCACCCUGCUCUCCAAGCGUAAGCUGACCAAGCUGGUCGAGACUGGUCUCGUUUGGGGCUGGGAUGAUCCUCGCUUCCCUACUAUCCGUGGUAUCCGUCGCCGCGGUAUGACCAUUCCUGCUCUGCGGGAAUUCAUCCUAAAGCAGGGCCCCUCUAAGGCUGUGACCAACUUCGACUGGGGUCUUAUCUGGGCUACCAACAAGAAGUACAUCGAUCCCAUUGCCCCGCGCCACACUACCAUUUUCAACAAGAACGUUGUCAAGACCACCGUCACCGGUGGCCCUGCUACCCCUUACUCUGAGGAAAAGCCUAGACACAUCAAGAACGCUGCCGUCGGUAUGAAGAAGGUUGUCUACAGUAGCUCGAUCAUCCUCGAGCAGGAGGAUGUCAAGCUUUUCAAGCCUGACGAGGAGAUCACCCUUAUGAACUGGGGUAACGCCAUCGUGCGUAAGAUCAGCACUCAUGCUGAGACCGGUAUCAUUACCGAUCUUGAGCUCGAGCUGCACAUGGCCGGUGAUGUCAAGAAGACCGAGAAGAAGGUUACUUGGCUUGCCACCGAGGGACAGGACCUGGUCCCCGUCGAAUUGGUCGAUUUCGACCACCUGCUGACCAAGGAUUCUCUCGGAGAGGAUGAUGUUCUGGAGGACUUCCUCAACAUGCACACCGAGUUCCGCGAGGAGGGUCUGGCCGACUGCAACGUUGCUGAUCUCAAGGAGAGCGACAUCAUCCAGUUCGACCGCAAGGGUUACUACCGCGUUGACCGUGCUUAUGCUCCUGGUAAGCCUGCGGUCUUCUUCAACAUUCCUUCCGGCAAGACCAAAUAG